GCGGAGCCGGAGGGGCGCGGCGGACGCAGAGCGAGUGCAGGCGCCGCCGUCGCCCCCCAGCAUCCGGGGUCUGUCCCUUUGUGCGCGUCGCGUCACGCCCCGUUGCCGUGGCUGCCGUCGCACCGCUGGAGCAGGAAGAGACGGAGGGGGGAAGCACCGUGGAAAACGUCGCCCGCCCGCCCGCCCGCUCCGCCGCCGCCUCAUGCCGUGGCGCCGUCCUGCCGCCGGCCCAGGGACCUGUAUGGCCGGGCAUGGGAAGCGCUGUGCCUUCCCGCGCCCCCAGGGCUGAGGCGUCGCUCGCCGCUCUGCGGCGGCUGCUCGCCGCACUCGGGCUGCUGCUGCUGGGCGCAGGUGAUUGUGAGCUGCACACAUCUUGUGGAAUCCAGAAGUGCACCACUGAUUUUGUAUCCUUUACUUCACAUUUAAAUGCAGCUCUUGAGGACUUUGAUUUGGAAUUCUGCAAGGCCCUGCGGGCAUAUUCUGUGUGUACCUAUCGCAAUUCCAAAGUAUGCCGUGGAAACCUAGUCUACCAUUCUGCAGUGCUUGGGAUCAGUGAUCUCAUGGCCCAGAGAAACUGUACCAAAAAUGGACCUACAUCCUCCACCAACUCUGAAAUGACCCAUGAUCCUUGCAAUUACAGUGGCCACACCGAAGAGAGAGAACAUCAGGGGGGAGAGAAGACACCUCCUCCUACUUAUCUGUUUUGUGGCUUGUUUGGCGAUCCUCACCUGAGGACUUUUAAGGAUCACUUCCAGACAUGCAAAGUGGAAGGCGCUUGGCCCCUCAUAGACAAUAAAUACUUAUCAGUGCAAGUGACCAGUGUACCUGUGGUCCCAGGAUCCAGCGCUACUGCUACAAACAAGAUAACUAUUAUCUUCAAAUCAUACCAAGACUGUACAGAUCAGAAAGUAUAUCAAGCAAUGACUGAUGACUUGCCUGCAGCUUUUGUUGAUGGUACAACAAGUGGAGGAGAUGAGAACACCAGGAGCUUGCACAUUGUGGAGAAAGUCAGUGGCAAAUACAUUGAGAUGCAUGCAAGGUACAUCGGAACCACAGUGUAUAUCCGCCAGCUUGGGCACUACCUGACCCUGGCCAUUCGCAUGCCCCAGAAGUUGGUCAUGGCCUUUGAGGAGAGCCAGGAUCUGCAGCUGUGUGUGAACGGCUGCCCUUCCAGUGAACGUAUUGAUCAGAGUGGCCACUUGCCAUUGCCUGUGAUGGGAAAGCUGCUUCCUUGGGGUGCUGCAUCUCAUCCCCGAUCAGGGUACACACUGGAAACAGCCACCACCAAAUGCCAUGAGAAGAUGCUUGUGAAGGACAUAUAUUUUUACUCAUGUGUAUUUGAUCUACUCACCACUGGUGAUGACAACUUCACAGCUGCUGCUCACAGUGCCUUGCAGGAUGUGGAGGCACUGCACCCCAGCAAAGAGCACUGGCAUAUCUUUCCCAGGAGUGGAGAUGAUAGUGUGGGCAGGGAUAGCAAAUUUUUUGUCAGUCUUGGACUUCUGUGCUUGAUCCUUGUUGCAUAUUUGUACGAUUUUUUUUUUUAGACUCUUAACAAAAUUUUGAAAAAUAUAUUGUCAUAAUAUAUUGAGUUAAGAGGAAUAUAUAUGUAUAUACCAUGUAUAUGAAGGGAUGUUUUGUCUUGGGGCAUCAAUCAGAUAGGAUGUUAACUGUUUUUAUGUAUGUUUGAUUCAGUAUUCUAUGUAUCUAUUUGUUUUACAGUUGUUGAAAAGUUUUAUAGUGUCCCUGCAAUGAGACCUGAUAAAAAAGCACUUUACUUUUCACACAUUAAAUAUAUCUCAGUAACUAUGUGUUAUACAUAAAAUACUCAAUGCUUUCUCUUCUCUAAGUACUGCUUGGUUUAACACGUUUUUUUAAACUGAAUUAACUUGUGGGUUUUCCCAAGAGACCUUUAGUUAAUGCCAAACAUGUAUAUUUUGAAGCCAGUGAAUGGUCUCUGGAGAGAGCUUAAACUUAGAGGGAACACCUUUUUUUUUUUUCUUUUUUUUUCUCCACAGGCCCUCCAAUAGUCUGUAUUCUAGAAGGCUACAGAUUUGUGUUAUUCUCAUGCUUGGAAACCCCACAAUGUAUCAAAUCUUUGCAAAAUGUUGUAGGUGUGGUUCAUUAGUUUACCAGUAAGUAUUUCUGAGUGUGUAAAAGAGUGGCUGUGCAGUGUGUAAAUAUUAGAAAUUGUUAUAAUAGAAGAACAGUUGUCGUGUCCUGUCCCUGCCCCUACUGAGGAACAUCAGUAAGGUAGUAUAAGUGACCCCUGGUGGGGUGCACAGAAAUUUGAGAUAUAGACCAACAUACUGGGCAGGUAAUCUAUAAACAAAUUCUUAGUUUGUCUCCUAGCCAAAUAGGAUGGAUAGGAUAUUGGAUAGCUAAGUACUGAAUACAGUUGUUAUACUUCUUGCUGAUGUUUGUUUUCCUCUGCUAUAUAAGAUGUGUAAAUUUAUGACCAGCAGCUGCAAACCAGGCCAGUUUAUUGAAAGAGAUGAGGAAACUAAGAUGAGGAACCAUUCCUUCAGGAUCAACAACUCCCAGUUGUACAGUUCCUUCGUAGUGUUUGCAGAGAUAACUACAAGAAUUUUAACACAGGGAUCUGUGUUACUGCUGCAUCCCUCCUGAGAGACAUUAUAAAAAUCCUCUUUUCAAGUUAUUGGAGAACUCUCAGACCAGAAGAACCCCAGAACAGAAAAUUAUUUUCUGUAAAACUAAAGAAGAGGUGGGGAAAUUUGAAUAACUGAUACAGAAAAGUGGACAAGAUAACAGAACUUAGUGUAACAAGAUCAUCUGCUAAAUAUAUUGGAGUAUUUCAGCUGAAAGGCUAAUCACACAGUGUGAAGGUAAAUUGAAAGUGCCAAAACUUAAAAAAAGUUAUGUCAGAUACAUACAAAGAAAUACAGACCUAAUAAACCUAAUCACAACUGUGAAUGUUGCUUUACUAAGCUUGUAUAUUACAACUGGAAGUUGAGGUGUUUGAGAAAUAAUCUUAUCUUGAAGAUGUAUCAGUGAAAUGAGUUGUGGAAAUUCCCGUAGAAGGCAAAAGGAGCUUUAAAUAUGUAUACAUUUACUGUACACAGAAGGCAGCUGUCAUACCUGUAGGAGCUCACUCACAGGUGUCAGUCUAACAGCACAAACUCUGUAGAAGGCUAUGUAAUGUGAUCAUCAGUAUUUUAAUGCAACAACCAGUCAGCCAUUACUGAUGCUAUCUGUUUGCUGGCCUUUGUCUUAAGCUACUCUUGGAUAUUAGUGGCUUACUCAAAAGGGUUUUUAAAUAUCUUCUAGAACACUCCUAACCAUUUGCUAACAGAGCUUCUAACAACAGAUGAUGAUACUUCUUUGUAGUUGUGGAGUCUGACAACUUCCUUAGUAAGUAUGUUGCAGGACUGGCAGAGACUGUAUGCCUAAUCCUUUAUUUUGUGUGUACAGAAGGCUCCUAAACAAGAGUAUUAUUAGAAGAAAUAGUAGGUUCAAUUGCCUGUCAAACUAAAAAUUAUUUUUUUCUUCCUAUCCGGAAAGACUGUCCAGAAGAAAAAUGUGUAUACAGCAUCUGUUAAGUGGAAUACAACCGGAGAGUACAACCUUUUGUUCUUAUGGGUCAAGUUGCAGACCUUCAGUAUUGCAUUUCCUUUCAGAUUACUGCUGUACUGCCAGAAAAUAGAAUACCAGUUAUUUACAUUCUCCUACUUUAGCAUUAUGAAUACUAUGCAUUUGUUUUAUGAAUUUUGAGGCUGUGCCAGUGUCUGUUUACUUAUAUACACUUCAAAGUGAAGCAAGCAAUUCUGCAAGCUUUGUACUGCCUAAUGAGAGUUUCAUUAGUGGACAUGUUUUGAUAAAAAAGCCUAGGAGUGUCAUGGCUUUCUUCUCUUCUGAGAAGAGACAGAGCACAGUUUAAAAUAUUGCAUUCAUUUUCUUCAUUUAGGUACAGCUAUUGUCUUUUACACUGAAAUUUUCAUGCUUUGGUUAUUUAAUGCCCAUCUGUGUCUUGACUGAUACAAAUUCUUUCCUGUCUUUCCCUGUUCUAGCUAUACAAUAUCCAAACAGGACUAGUUACAAUUCCCUUUUUUUUUUAGCAGGUAUUCUGUGUUUUUUGCAAGGUAAGCAUUCUCUGUAUUGUGCUGCUACUUCUCUUCAACUGUUUUCAAAACAAACAGAGAUUGUGGGGAUCAGUGUUGUCCAUUAGAUUUUAUAGUUCUCAUGAAUUGCCUUGUUAUGGAGAGCAACAUAGCUACAGAGCAAGUACAAGUAUGCUGGUAAAUUUGUGAUGCUGAUGUAAAACAGCUGCAUCUGAUCUGAUUCAGAAUUCUUUAUAUUUGUAACUGAACUUUGGAAACAUUAAAAGCUGCUAUUACUAAAUUAACUGUAAACAGUAAGAUUGAUUACAGACUUUGUGGAGGGGUAUAUGUAAGAGCUCAUUAACUAGAUAUAAAAAAAGUGUCAUACGGGGUGUGCCAAUACCUUAUUUAGAGGAAUAUUUUACACUUAUUUUACAAUUACAUUAUUACAUUUCCAUUCUUUUACAAUUAUUUUAAAGCUUAAUGUCCACUUCUGUCUACACUGUAACAAUAGAAGAAUAUUUAUUUAUGUACGCAAAAUAUGUACAUGUCAUUGAUUCAGCAUGUGCAGAGGGCUGGAUCUACAGAAGUUUUGUAUGUCUAGUUAGUGUGUAAAGUAUCUAAAUCCAAAAUUAAGACACACAAUAAAGCCUUUUCAUCUUGAACCCACCCAGAUGUUUCUCUGGGAUCUCUAAUUAUUUUCUUAGUCCAGUGAGCCCCCUUAAAGAAUCUGUGUUUUGCUGCUGAGCAGAGAAAAUGAAACCAGUCUUGAGAGCUGCACCUGCACCCAGCCAGUUACAUGUUGGUCAUCUGCCUGGUUUACUUGCAGGACCUUCUGGGCAAGUUUGACUUGCUCACUCAUGUUUGGCAGGUGAUGGUGGAGUUGUUUAGAGUAUAGUGGUGAUGAGCAUUCUGCUGGAGUUUGGGAGAGGCAAGUUGAAAUUCCUCUUCUGCCUUGCUCUUUCACAUCUUGUGAGUAAUAGUUGGGUGCUAUUAUUGAAUAAACAUAAUUUUGUAGUAUUACAGGGAGAUAACUUUACCCAGACUUAGGUCCAGAGGUCUUAAGUGGCUCAAAAGAGACUGGAGGCAUACUUCAGCACUUGAGACGUAUUUCACCUAAAUUCGGCAAACUAAACCUGUAAGCUACUUUACUACUGUAAGCUACAACUACAUUUGGUGGAGUGCAUGGCAACAUUUUAGAUUGGAUCAAAUUAUCUUCUGGAAAUGCCUAUUGUUAUUGUCCAGGAGAGGAGGAAACAGCUAUUUUAAGUAGCUGAAGUCGGGUGAAACUAGUCCAGUCCUGAUGGGUACAUUUUAAAUUCCUGCCUAGGUUCACACCCAGGGACAACCUAUGUUCACUAGAGACGAGACACCUGACCCAGCACUUCCUGCACAGCUCCUUGUCUCCCAGACCUGGCUGAUGGAGACACCUUGGUAUGGGAAAGUUUCACACCAGACCUAGGUCUUGCCUGUAGUCUAAAACCUUCAAUGUUUGAUUAUCUUGAAAGGAGAACUGAAGAAGGCAACAAGGCCACCCCAUGCUUGUUGUACUGGCCCGUUCUCCCAAAGCACUCUGUGCGUCAAGGGUGGAAAAGAGAAAUGAAGAAGCUGAUGUCAUCAUGCUAGUGAAUGAUGUACAGUAUAUAACAAGUGUGCAGAGGAACAAGGGCUGCAUUUUCUAAUUAAAGGAUUUUAUCUUUUAGGCUCUUCUUGGAUGUGUCCUUGCUGCCAUUACCAUUCAAAUGUUUUACAGAAAGCAAAACAGUUUCAACAGCUGAGGCUGGCAAAAACCUUACAUACACUGAAGCCGUAUUAUUUAUGUAUUUGACUAGAAAGUAAGAGGUGUUUGUUUGAAUCCCCACUCCAAAUUGUGUGAAAGAGAUGUGUAAACAAAGGUUUCUUGCCUGCUUGGGUGACUGCAAUAGUUAUCCUACUGGGCUUACCAUUUUUAUCUGACCUUGAUAAAAGAGCAAGUUGCUGUCCUUUCUCAGGAAAAAUGCUCUGAUUGGAAGUGUAUGAGACCUGCAUUCAAAGAGUAUAUUGGAUUGAAACUACUCCCACUUUCUAUAGGUGGAGUAUGUCAGAGGAAUAACUUUCUCUAACACUGUCUGUCUGUAGAGACAUCUCAGUGGUGGCAAACCCAUGUGGGCAGGCCAAGUUUAAAAAUCACAUCACCAUCUCUGAUGCCAUCUCUAAUCCCUUACUUCUGACCUUUGUACUGCCAGUGGUCUGGCAUGACCUGCCUUCAUCUAGUUCUUCUUCCUUCUAGUGCUGCCAGUCAUCACUCACUAGCUUGCCUAAAACACCAUGAACAAAUUCUCUGUAAAAAUAAUAAGUGAGCUGAUACUCAGCCAUGAGAGAGAACUGUUACCAAAACAGGCUUUUUGGGAGGGGAAAAAAAUUAUAAUGCUUUAGCAAUUAUAAAUCCUGUAAAAAUACCCUAAUCACUUAAAUUGUGCCUUGCACAGUAGUGUUUGGGAUUCUUUGCAAUGCUACCAUUUCAGAUUUUUUUUUUUGUUUUAAUGUGCGUGUAAAAAAGUAAAAGUCUCACCUUCUUGCCCAAAAAAACCUCUCCUGUAGAAAAGCAGAUUGGGUUAAUGUGAUAAAUAGGUGUGAUUCAUGCUGACAAAAUUGAAACAGUAAUCAAUAUUGAUACAGUAAUUAAUAUUUGGAGAUAACAAAACGGUUUAGAAGUCUAAUACCAGGA
This is a messenger RNA of Motacilla alba alba, 6765 nucleotides long. RefSeq names its product repulsive guidance molecule BMP co-receptor b (gene RGMB). The coding region runs from base 252 to 1547 and encodes 431 amino acids. Gene Ontology annotation, biological process: BMP signaling pathway. The record is from RefSeq and is a predicted model, not a curated record. Gene Ontology annotation, molecular function: coreceptor activity. Lineage: Eukaryota; Metazoa; Chordata; Aves; Passeriformes; Motacillidae. Gene Ontology annotation, cellular component: plasma membrane. The transcript has 3 exons.